Anopheles cruzii is the source of this 1032-nucleotide messenger RNA. Its product is annotated as serine protease inhibitor 28Dc-like. The transcript has a single exon. Gene Ontology annotation, molecular function: serine-type endopeptidase inhibitor activity. The record is from RefSeq and is a predicted model, not a curated record. The annotation marks the transcript as partial. NCBI's taxonomy places the organism in Eukaryota, Metazoa, Arthropoda, Insecta, Diptera, Culicidae.
GGACGAACUCCUUGGUCCUAUAAUCCGGCAUCGGCCGCCGUCACCGAAUUGGCCCGUUCGAUCGGGGCGAUCAUGGGCCAGCAGAGCAACGCUGGUGUCUUCUCACCGGUCAGCAUCGCCAGUGCCCUCUCACUGAUGCUGAUCGGUGCCGGAGGAGAGACGAAGCGCGAACUGGUACGAGUGUUGGGCUUCCAGCAGUUCGAGCACAAUCUGCUCAACAUUCACCAGCUGUACAGCGCGAUGUUGAACGAUCUGGCCAAGACGCAGUAUGAUGCCGUGCCACCCUUCUGGCGCACGAGGAAUCCAUGCUACGACGGAGACGAUGGUCCGGAUGAGGAUUCUGGCUAUGAUCCGCCCACCAAGGAUACGAUCCGCGUCACGAACGCAGUGUUUGUACAGGAUGGCCUGCAUCUGAACGGGACGUUUCAGUACGAAUCCCGGCGGUACUACAACAGUACGGCCGAGAACGUUCCCUUUACGUCCGACCCGGGUCGAGCGGCUGCGCACAUUAAUCGGUGGGCGUCUCACAGUACUGAGGGCAAGAUUCGUGAGAUCGUCUCGUCGUCGUUCGCAGCCGAGACAGAGAUGGUGGUCGCCAGUGCGCUCUACUUCAAGGGGCUAUGGUCGGAGAUGUUCGAGAAGCAGGCGACCGAACUAAAGCCGUUUUAUCCGGACGGGUACGAGCGGCCCUCCAAACCGGUUCUCACGAUGGCGGCCAUCGGCUGCUUCCCCUACUACGAUGCGUCGUCCGAGUACGGCGCGAGGAUCGUCGGCUUGUCAUACCAGAGCAACAAGACGGCGCUCUACAUCAUCAUGCCGGUCAACUCGACCCGCCGGCGCAUGCAGGACUUCCAGCGCGGCCUCACACCGGCCAUAAUCGGUGACAUGGUGACGAAGAUGACGACGCGUAAGCUGUACCUACAGCUGCCGAAGAUGCGCAUCUCGAACACGAUCAACCUGCGCGACGUAUUGCAGCGGCUCGGGCUGCGUACAAUCUUCGACCGUGGCCAGAGCGAUCUGUCGGGGAUGAUC